Molecule: messenger RNA, 1416 nt
Organism: Dermacentor andersoni
Lineage: Eukaryota; Metazoa; Arthropoda; Arachnida; Ixodida; Ixodidae
Product: plancitoxin-1-like
Biological process (GO): apoptotic DNA fragmentation
Molecular function (GO): deoxyribonuclease II activity
Source: RefSeq, a predicted model, not a curated record
CGCUAAUAUGCCAAUCCUUGUCAUUUCUCUCGCUGCUGUAUACCUCUGAGUUGUAUUUGUGUGCAUGGUGAGACGAGCUGUAAUUUGUUGCUGCUAACGCAGUACCAGACGCCUCAGAGCAGUCAGAAAACCUUUAUGACAGCAGGUGAAUAUUGAAUAGUGGCUCUAGCUGAAUAUAUUUAGAAAAGAGCUCGUAAGAAUGACUGCCUUAAGUCUAACCUGCUUGUCGCUUACGUUGGCAUCUCUGGUAACUCUGUCUGACGCGGCUACGUCCUGCAAGAAUGAGAAAAAUGCUGAUGUUGACUGGUUCUUCAUGUACAAGCUCCCGAGAGGAGCACAAGGAAAGGACAAAGUGAGCGUUCCGAGUGGCGAGGAAUACCUGUACAUCGAUUCUAGGACGCCGACAUCCACGCCCUACUGGAUGCUGUCCACGCAUAACAUCUUCAAUGAAAGCAACUCACUUGCCAACACAAUUGCUCCUCUCACAGCAACGGAGAAGCCACAGAACCUAGCGUACGCCGUUUACAAUGACCAGCCCCCGUACCACCUCGAAGAAAAAAAGUCAAGCAAUGGACACACCAAAGGACUGUUCAUCUUCGACGGUGAGUCGGGUGUGUGGAUUAUUCACAGCGUUCCAAAGUUUCCCGAGAUGCUCCACAAGGGCCAGUACUCUUUCCCACCCAGUGGACGCGAGUACGGCCAGACAAUUCUGUGCGUCACUUUCCCCACUAGCCAGCUGGAGACAAUCGCCAUGCACCUGAGGCUGCAGUACCCAAACAUCUACGACAGCUUCGCGCCGGAAUCGCUCCGCAAGGGUCGUCCUGCUCUGAACCUUCUUCUGGCUCGUAAGUUCAUCCGUGAGGCACCGUGGGUUCUGACUGCUACGCUCAAGGACGUCUCGAACAACCCUUACGUCAGCUUUGCCAAGCACGGCCGCUACAACAGAGACGUCUACUCAGCUGCUGUGGCCAGCAACCUCGAGACCAACCUAUUUGCCUCCACGUGGCGCAACGGAGCCGGUGGCAAGGUACCCGCCGACUGCAACGACACGUACACCGUCACCAACGUCGAUGCCUUGCGUUUCAAGAUGAGCAAGCAGCAGCUAGACAUCAGAAACGGCGAGGACCACAGCAAAUGGGCCAUCUCGGAGGAGACCUCCAGGCGAUACGUGUGCAUCGGAACCCUCAACCGCAUGCACUCACAGUACCGAAGAGGAGGACAGACGCUGUGUUUCAAGAACGCCCUACUUCACAAGCUGCUCCUGAGAAGUGUCACCGAGUUCGAUAACUGCAGCAUAUCAAAAUGAUCGUUAAGAUAGCAGUCACUCAUGACCUUGGCUGUUUGCGCAAGCAACUAAAUUAACCAUCGAUUACUGCACCCAGGUUCACGACAAAUAAAGAGCGUUAUCUGCUCCAA